Messenger RNA from Pocillopora verrucosa, 1029 nucleotides. RefSeq names its product tachykinin-like peptides receptor 99D. Gene Ontology annotation, biological process: G protein-coupled receptor signaling pathway. Gene Ontology annotation, molecular function: G protein-coupled receptor activity. Gene Ontology annotation, cellular component: plasma membrane. The record is from RefSeq and is a predicted model, not a curated record. Lineage: Eukaryota; Metazoa; Cnidaria; Anthozoa; Scleractinia; Pocilloporidae.
AUGGCAUUUAACAACACGGUACCUUUUGACAACAGUUCAAUUUCUUUGUCCGAUCACGAUGUGGCUUUCGCAGUCUUGUACUCCAUGAUCAUUGCCAUCGGCAUUCCCGCUAACUGUGUUAUAAUCACCAUUGUUCGAAAGACACCUUCAAUGCACACCACAACAAACUAUCUCCUGCUAAAUUUGGCCAUCGCCGAUCUACUGACUUUGAUACUUUGCCCUGGUAGCUACGACUAUCUUCUUACCGAAGUGCAUUUUGAUAAAACAAUUGGAGAUAUUGUCUGUAAAGUCUUCGCGGGAAAUGCAUUUGUUCCGAUCACGAUGAACGCUGCCGCCUUGACAGUUAGCACAAUAGCUGUGGAAAGAUACUUGGCGCUUGUUCGACCCUUCGAAAUUGGUUUAAGACUAACUAAAAACCGACUUCCUUACGUGGUUGCCUUAUUGUGGAUAGUAUCCGUCUCAUCCUGCGUUCCUGACUUGUUAUCAAAUACUGUGGACUCAAAUCCUCACUCAGGCUAUCCGUGCAAACGACCUUGGAGAAUUGACGAAUAUUAUCAUCACGAAGGCUUUAUAACGUUCACUUCUAUUGUCUUUGGAAUUGUUCCAACCAUCCUUGUAAUUUUCUGCUAUUUCGAACUUUUCCGUGGAUUUUUCAUCACGCAUACAAUAUGUGCAGCAGCUUUGCAAGGUUCGAGCAGCCAAGCGUUGGCAGAACGACGCUCAAAAAGGCAGCUCUUUAAGCUUCUUUUGUGGGUUAUGCUCCUAUUUUGCGUUUGCACUUUGCCAUUUUCUUUAUUCUUUAUAUAUCUAACCACUAUCGACAAAGAAACCGCUGCAAGUGACCGCCCUCGCCUGUUUUUAAUUCAUAAAACCGUUCGGUUUCUUCUGAUCGCCAAUUCAUUUUGCAACCCUCUAAUUUACGCGUUUCAAAGCUCAAACUAUCGACAGGGAUUCAAACGAAUUUUCUCCUGUAAACUGUUUCCCCAAAGAAAUGCAAGACAACACAAAGAUGACAACAUACAUAAAUAA